GUAACGGAAAUAGGUAUCUUGUGACAAUGGAGAGAUUGAGUCACCAAAGAUCCAUAGCUACACCCAAUAAAAGUACAAAUGACAAAGAGGUUAUAAUUAAGGGUAUAGUUAGCAGAUAUGAUUCUACGAUUAAUCAGUUUAGGGACUACAGAAAAACAUCUUUGAAUCUGGGGAAAUAUACUAAAAACUUUAAUGCAGCUCCACAAGAAAGAAUGCAAAGUAAAACAAUAAAAAAUGCCGAAAAUAAUGGUAGUUGUUGGUAUGACACUCUCAAAAUCGCAUUGGUCACUAUUCUUCUUGGGCAAUUGUUUUUCUCAAGCGGAGAGAACUCUAAGAGAAGCUUCUUUGCUGUGAAUUGGAUGAGGAAUGUACAGAUGUUUUGAACUAGCUACUAGAAUUUCCAAACAUUGGUAACGACUUAGCUACUCCCUUGGACAACUCUAUGGAUAAUAUAUAUUAUGUAGCAUUGUAGAUUAAAUAAAAAUAAUUUAAUGAUCA
This is a messenger RNA of Harmonia axyridis, 498 nucleotides long. RefSeq lists its product as uncharacterized. NCBI's taxonomy places the organism in Eukaryota, Metazoa, Arthropoda, Insecta, Coleoptera, Coccinellidae. The transcript is spliced from 3 exons. The coding region runs from base 27 to 383 and encodes 118 amino acids. The record is from RefSeq and is a predicted model, not a curated record.